Malurus melanocephalus (red-backed fairy wren) is the source of this 3409-nucleotide messenger RNA. It is a transcript of the gene ZNF710, whose product is annotated as zinc finger protein 710. NCBI's taxonomy places the organism in Eukaryota, Metazoa, Chordata, Aves, Passeriformes, Maluridae. Bases 78 to 2009 code for a protein of 643 amino acids. The record is from RefSeq and is a predicted model, not a curated record. The transcript has 5 exons.
GGCGCGACCUCCGGGCACGACAGGGGACAUCGAGGGCAGGAAGAGAAGGCCAUGACAGUGUAGGUCGGCGGCCAGAGAUGGAUCGGUUCAGCGAGUGCGGGACGCAGACGGACGCGGUGGUGGUGCUGUCCCUGGCGCAGGCUGCGGUGCUGGGCCUGGUGUCCGAUAAUGAGCUGCUCGGGGCCACCAUCACCCCUGCCGGCAUCUUCCCWGGGCUGGCCGGGGAGCAGCUGGACAAUGCCACCAUGGAGCCUGGGGAGCCUGAGGGUGAGGAGCAGGCGCCUGGGGACGGGCAGGACGAGGACACCCUGGAGGCAGAGUCCUCCCUGGAGAAGCAUGCCCGGAGGAGGAAGAGGCCACCCGUGAGGCUGGUGCCCAAGGUCAAGAGCGAGAAGGCAGAGGUGGAGGCCGAGCCACCGUACACCGUGUCCGUCCCUGAGGACAAGGAGGGCGAGGGGCAGCACRGCCAUCCGCCCCAGCCCCCAGAGCCCAGCCAGGAGCCAGCAGUGCAGAGCGGUGCCGUGAAGAUGAUCGACCUGGGCACCUUCAGCAGGAAGCCCCGACGCCUGCGGCACCUGCGCCGGCAUCGGGAGCUGGAGGGCACCGAGCGCCGGCGCAGGGGCGGUGACACGGCCGGUGGCACUGCAGGGGCCCCGCRAACCGUGGGCACCUUCGAGGUGGGCGCCCCGUCCCCUGACGAGGCRGAGGCCCCCGCGCCAGCAUCCCCCGAGCAGGUGAAGAGCGAGCAGGGCUGUGGCUGGCAGGAGCCGGGGGAGCUGGAGGCGGCCGGYGGCACCAGCGAGCACAGCAGGAAGGCGCAGCUGGACCGGCUGGACAUCAACGUGCAGAUCGACGACUCCUACCUGGUGGAGGCGGGGGACCGCCAGAAGCGCUGGCAGUGCCGCAUGUGCGAGAAGUCCUACACCUCCAAGUACAACCUGGUGACCCACAUCCUGGGCCACAACGGCAUCAAGCCCCACUCGUGCCCGCACUGCAACAAGCUGUUCAAGCAGCCCAGCCACCUGCAGACCCACCUGCUGACCCACCAGGGCACGCGGCCCCACAAGUGCGGGGUGUGCGGCAAGGCYUUCACCCAGACCAGCCACCUGAAGCGGCACAUGCUGCUGCACACCGACAUCAAGCCCUACAGCUGCCGCUUCUGCGGCCGCGGCUUCGCCUACCCCAGCGAGCUGAAGGCGCACGAGGUGAAGCACGAGAGCGGGCGCUGCCACGUGUGCGUGGAGUGCGGGCUGGACUUCUCCACGCUCACCCAGCUGAAGCGGCACCUGGCCACRCAUCAGGGCCCCACGCUCUACCAGUGCCUGGAGUGCAGCAAGUCCUUCCACUACCGCAGCCAGCUGCAGAACCACAUGCUGAAGCACCAGAACGUCCGGCCCUUUGUCUGCACCGAGUGCGGGAUGGAGUUCAGCCAGAUCCACCACCUCAAGCAGCACUCACUCACGCACAAGGGCGUGAAGGAGUUCAAGUGUGAGGUGUGCGGGCGGGAGUUCACGCUGCAGGCCAACAUGAAGCGGCACAUGCUGAUCCACACCAGUGUCCGGCCCUACCAGUGCCACAUCUGCUUCAAGACCUUUGUGCAGAAGCAGACGCUCAAGACCCACAUGAUUGUGCACUCRCCAGUGAAGCCGUUCAAGUGCAAGGUCUGCGGCAAGUCCUUCAACCGCAUGUACAACCUGCUGGGCCACAUGCACCUGCACGCCGGCAGCAAGCCCUUCAAGUGUCCCUACUGCUCCAGCAAGUUCAACCUGAAGGGCAACCUCAGCCGGCACAUGAAGGUCAAGCACGGGGUGAUGGACAUCAGCCUGGACAGCCAAGAUGCCAUGAUGGAGCUGGCCGGGACUGACCACGCCGAGCUGGAUGGCCAGCAGGAGAUGGAUGACUUCGAGGAGGAGAACUCUUACGGCUACGAGGCUGUGGGCAACCCCCAGGAUGAGCACACGCUGGCCGAGCAGGCCAUGAAGGAGAUGGCCUACUACAACAUGUUGUAGCCAAAGCUGGUGGGGCUGUGCGGGCUUGAUGGGGUUAAGAGGGGCUGCAGCACCCAGCCAGGCCAAGCAGAGCUGGAGGGAUGGCUUCCACUGUGCUCAGAGAACACAGGAAUGUCCAGAAGCCUUUGCUGGACCUGCCCUGGCUCUGUUGCUGCCCCCCUGCCCCUGCCUGCACCCUGCAUCUGGUGACUUGAAGCUGCAGGCAGGCAAGGCAUGACCCAGCAGAUCACUGAAUGAGUAAGGAUGGAAGGGGCUGCUAGAUGAUGAGCAUCACUAAUUGUUCUACCUCCUGGGUCCCCCCUUGGCUGCACAGGGGUUCCCCCGGACCCCCUGGCAGGCAGAAGCCCCUGCCUGCAGGAGGAGGUGGGUUUGCAUUUGCCACUCAGCCCGGGGCUCCCUGUGCCAGGCCCCGGGACACAGAACAGAAUAUUUUCAUAGAAGCUCAGGGUGCAGUCAGCACCCGUAGCUCUGGGUCUGGAGCUGCAGCCAGCAGUGGAUGCGGGGGAGGCAAACCCAGUCCAGCCCCAGCAAAUGAUGGUAUUUUGAAAGUAAUUUAUUUUUUUCAGAUGUGCCGCGUGGUUGGAUAUAUCUUUUCACUGAGUUCAGUUCCCUUCAACCAAUGUGCUUUGUAAACCUGUGUAAGCUGCGUGGUCUGUGUGGGGAGAGGGAGUUGUGAGGGGCUGAGGGCCAGAGCAGGGUCCUGGCAGCCCUCCUUGCCCCCCGGCUGCUCUGGGGCUCGAGGAAAAGGCUCUCACUAGGGCAGCUUGUGGGGUGGGGGUUUGCCUCCACCGUGCCCGGGGAUUUGGCAGCUGUGGCACUGCGGAGUCUGGGAGCACCAUCUGGGCUCUUCACUCUCCCAGCUGGGGGGCAGAGGACUCACAGAACCCACAGCAUUGCUCCCCAAGUGUGCCCAGAGCUGGGUGGGCUCCUGGCAGGCAGCAGGACCUGGGGUCCAGCCAGGGCACAGGGUCUGGGACCCCUGUCCUGACCCCACACCCUCCCUACACUGYCAGUGGCUGUGUUCAGUGGGGCUGAGCACCAUCUGCCCCAUCCCCAAAAGGCCCGGGGUGGUUCUGGGUGUGGCACCACUCAGUCCCCCACAAGUGCCUAUUACCCCUGCCACCCACCUCUUCCUGCCACUAUUAUCCUUGGGACAGAACGGAGAUGGCCACAGCCUUGGCCAGCCCYGACCCCUCCUCAGCACCCCCAAAUGCUAAAUUGGCCAUUUUGGCCAAUGCCAAAAUGYCAGAGCGCACAGCCCCCCUAGGCUGGCAAGGCUGAGCUGAGGGCUCUGGCUGGCCCCCGUGCCCACACUGCAAAGYUGUGCCCUAUAUUGUGCCAUGGCUGGGGAGAUAUUUAAUGGCACCGCACAUUUAUGUGAUACAUGAAUGAGGGCAGGG